Messenger RNA from Pelobates cultripes (western spadefoot toad), 6849 nucleotides. NCBI's taxonomy places the organism in Eukaryota, Metazoa, Chordata, Amphibia, Anura, Pelobatidae. The record is from the annotation of a GenBank genome assembly.
AUGGAAAACAAUUAUUUUUUUACCAACGAAGAAGGGAGUGAUCCACAAGUUCCUCCACCUGAAUAUGAAACUUAUCAAGAAAAUACGCAAGGUGUUACUGGCAUGGGCCAUCCACCUAGCUCACAGUAUAUGCAAGCCCACCCUGAAAUUACACCUGACUAUGAAGAUUUUAUUCAACAAGAUGACGGGCAGUUUCCAUCUCAGUCGACAAAAACUAAGAACCAGGUCCCCCAGUACCAUAACAGCAGUACACAGCCUAAUGCUUACUACGCAAUGAAUUCUGGACAGCCAUUGAUACCACCACCAAAUCCAUAUGAUAUUCCUGGCUACCUAAACCAAGUAUCUCCCCAUCAAGCCACCAGUCCUGUAAGCAUGAAUCGGCCCACUUCCCCACAGGCCAUGUACUAUGCUGCUCAUGCGGGGCAAGUUAACUACCCCAUGCACCACUUCCAAAAACCUUCACUAGCUAGGGCUGAAAGCUGCAUGCCUACAAGUACUAUAUCUAGUGCUUGGAACUGCACCCCUUCAAAUACCAUAUCUAGUGCUUGGAAUGGCACCCCUGCAAGUACCAUAUCUUGGGUUGGAAACUGCACCCCUACAAGUACUUUAUCUAGGGCUUUUAACUGCACCCCUUCAAAUACCAUAUCUAGUGCUUGGAAUGGCACACCUACAAGUACCAUAUCUAGUGCUUGUUGCUACACCACUACAAGUACCAAAUCUAGGGCUGGAAGUUUCGCCACCAGAAGUACCAUAUCUAGGGAUGGAAGCUUCACCACCAGAAGUGCCAUAUCUAGUGCUUGGAAUGGCACCUCUACAAGUACCAUAUCUAGGGCUGGAAGCUUCGCCCCUACAAGUACAAUAUCUAUGGCUUUGGAACGUACCCCAACAAGUACCAUAUCCAGCGCAUUAAGCCGCACUCCUACAAAUACCAUAUCUGUGACUGGAAACUGCACCAUUACAAGAACCAUACCACAGGCCUCCACUGGAAAAGUAGUCUCAAAUGUUGAGGUGAGUAUUUACUAAUUCAAACUCAUGCACUGUUUUACUCUGUGGUACCUUUAUUUAACUACAUGUUUGGACUACUUUGCAAAGUUAUUUAUUUUUUAGCUAGUAACAAAUACUUUUUAAAUUUCUCAUGAAAUUGGAAACCUAAAUGUUGGAGAUAGUUUAUUGUUUUAUUCAGAAAAUGAAUACUAGUUCACAUUCCUUGUAAAUCUCAAAUUGCCAUGUAUAAAUGACUAUUGAAUGAAAAGUUCAAUUUUUUUUUUAAAAGUACAUUAAGGUAGAAAGUGGUGAAUAUGCAAAUAUUUGUUAUGCUUGGUUUAAUGUCUAAUUUUUAAUAUUAUUUAUAGUUAACAUAACAUUGUGGUGGAGUGACAACUGAAAAAUGAAGGCCAACAUUUUUAAAAGUUGAAACAAUUUUUCAAAUAUUCUUAUUUAGAGAAUUUCUAAAGCUUGCCACUUUCAUUCAAUUUUUUUCACACAACUUGUCGAUUUAGUUCGACUCACUAUUUACUUAAUAAAUGUGUAUUUUUUUUCUAUAUAGUAUAUAGUUGUUGCACGUGUAGAACAAAUGGGGUUAUGGCUGCCCAACAGCAUUUCCUUGUGAAGCCUGAAUAUAGAAACAAUGUCCUAUUUUAUAGUCUACUGAUACUUUAACCUAUUUUCUGUCAAAAUGAACUCAAAUCCGAGAUAAGGUUUACUUUAUCUAUUAAUAAAUAAUGGAAAGUUGUAGUUCAAAGAAGCCUCCUGUAUAAUGUCAAUGGCAACAUUGGCUCCAAACAGAAGACUGUGACUACUGCAAUCUAGGUGUACAUGCAUCUAUGCUGGCCCUAAUUUCCUAUCCUGUAAUUGGAGCUUCUGUAUGGUUGAUAUAUAAUUGCACUCAAAACACUAGUAAAUAACACAUUCAUAUAACAAACUAUGACUGUGGUUGAUGUUUUUCUGGAGAUCUGGACCUUUGUAGCUCUUGUGCUCUAAACAUUUCCAAAAUAAUUAAAAAUGUUUUGUUUAACCCAAAGUUGAAAACUUGUUCCUUACAUUCACAGGAUGCAUCAAGCAUGAGUGAGCUGAAAGAAUUUGCCCAAAAUGUUAAAAAGCGGAGGUAUUUGUUGGGGUUUACCCAGGAAAACGUUGGGAAUGGACUAGGAGUUUUGUACGGUAAGAUCAGAUCGAAGAAGUUACUAAUACAUUGAAUUUAAAAAAAUCUAAGAAAGAUAUUAUUUAUAUUUAGUCAGUUUUCCCUUAUAUUUAAAGGGAAAAUCUGGUAUCUUAAUUACAGCAAAUAUAAUUAUAUAAAAUGUAUAUUAUUAAUAAUUGUUUUUUUAAAUAUUAAUGGAUGGAUUUCAUAUUCUAUAUAUUUUGUUUUAUAGAUACAUUCUAAGCCAGAGGUGUAACUAUAAAACACCAGACUCUGGUGUGAAAAUUGCCAUUCCCUCCUCCCCCGUUCAAAUUAGUUUUUUGCAUUUUCAAAUAUUAACACUAACUUUGGCCAGUGUUUGUGACCAAGUGGCUACUAAAAAUACUGGACAUUUGCAAUACCUUGGGUUGUCUACUUUUGCAAAUGGUAUGCCAUCAUGGGGGUAAUUCUUAUUCCUGGGCUACCAUACAGUCUCAAAGGCAACGUAACCAAUCUGGCGAAUUUCAAUGUGAAAAAACUGAAAAAUGUAACAUGCUAUAUUUGACCCUGUAACUUCCCAAAACACCAUAAAACCUGUACAUAGGGGGUACUGUUUUAUACGUGAGACAUCGCUGAAUACAAAUAUGUGUAUUUUAUUGCAGUAAAAGCAAACAGUAUUAUGACAUUCACAGUUAGAAUAUCAAGUAGAACUACAAUAAAUGUAAAAACUCUUAUUUUCUCCCAUUUUUUUACAUUUUAUUCAUAUUAAGUUAUGUUUCAUACCUAAAUAUUUGAUGUUAAAUGAAAGCCCUGUUUCCCCUGAAUAAAAUGAUAUAUAAUAAGUGUGUGUGCACAUAAUAUAAAAGAGGUGAAUUACGCCUGAACAGACCUAUAGCGCAAAUUCCAGUUUUUGUUUACGUUUUGUUUUGAUCACAAUGUGUACAUUUGCCUCAGUCCUUAAGGGGUUAAAAAGUAAUCAAAAAAGCACUUUUCAUAUUAUCAAUAAUAUUAAUAUUGUAACGGAUUAAGUGAUAAAUAAUAAGCAAGUUUUUAUCACAUAACCGACUAACAAUCCUUUGUUACAGAUCAACAUUUUAGCCAGACUACAAUUUCCAAGUUUGAGGAUGUCAAACUGACCCUUACCAAUAUGCGGAAACUGAAACCAGUUCUGAAGAGAUUUUACGAUGAAGUUGAAACAAAUGCAGCUAGUCGAGAAGUAAGUAAAACAAAUUCUAAUUUUGAGAGCAUGUACAGGGACUUAUACUCUCAAGAUUUAUUUACAUCAAGUUGAUCAUAAAUUCCACAAUUAUCAGCAGUGAAAUUAAUUGUCCCAAGAUAACUAUAACCACAUAUCUCCCAACAUUGGGAAGUAGGUAGAUGGCCACCAGGGUCAUUGUCAGUGACUUGUGUCACUGGCGAUGCCCACAAUGGGUGAACCUCAGGCUAGUGGCUUCCACACACUCUGUAUGAUCCUAGUGGCUUCCACACAGCUGAAGAACAUCUAACAAUGCGUUCUCUCUGUGCUACACAGGGACAGUCCCCUCUUCACAACUGCACUCUAAACACUAGUAAAUAAAAACAAUUUUGUAUCACAAACUAUAAUUGGAUCAGAUCAUUUUCAAGGAAUCUUGGCCUUUGUGGCUGCUGUAUUUCAAACAUUGUCAACAGGGAACAAAUUCAGGACACUUGGACAGGACCCCAAAGGAAGGACAAUCUAACCAAAAUCGGGACAUUUGGGAGGCCUGCAACCCUACAGUUUUUGGAUUCAGGAUGAGUUCUCUGUUUAAGCCAUGAGAAUUUCAUUGUUCAGUCUACGUGCUGUAGGCUUCAGCUCUAUGUAAUGCUGUAGAGAUCAGUGUUUAGCUUGAAGAGAGACAUUGAGUUCAGAGUUAUAGCGAUAUAACCAUGAUUUCUUAACCACUAUUAUUAUUAAUAGCCUAUUAUCAUCAUCACUUAGGCUGUGUAUGGCAUGUCAAUGAGAAGCAUAUCUUAAUUUUGCAAAGUAGGAAAUGAACAUAUGGCUAGUGAUUUUAAUAAAUCACUGCUGAUAUAGUAGAUAUGAUAAAAGGAGGUAAUGAGCCCUCUGCUGUGUAAUCAAUGCACGGUGUGCAGGUAGCUAUGGUGCUUGGGGCACUGUUGUGUUAGUGCCCCUUUAACUCUGGGAAAUAUGCUCAUUACAAAUUGUGGAAUUUAUUUCUUUUAAAACUUUUUAAUCUAUUAGUUUGGAAAAAAAAAUAAUUCUGUGAUUAACAUGUCAUUAUUUGCAUUUUGUUUUGCAACCCACUAGAUUGUUGACAGAGGGGAAAAACCGAACAACUCUGUAAAAAGAAAAAAACGUACGUUCAUUGAUGAGAAAACAAAGCAAAAGUUAGAAGAGAAUUAUAAGUGGUUCCCUCAUCCCAAUAAAGUGGAAAUCGAAAGCAUUUCAACAGAAACCCAACUAACAUGUGAUGUAAGUAUUAACGAUAAGAAGAUUUCGAUCAACUACUAUGACAUGACAAUUUACAGUAAUUCACUAAAGUGAGAAUUCAGAGUGAAUUCAAAAUAAACUUCAGAUUUAAAGGGACACUAUAGUCACCAGAACCACUACAGCAUAAAGUGGUUAUGGUGUCUAUAGCCUGUGCCUUUAGGCCUUUUAAUGUAAAGACUGCCUUUACAGGUAUACAAUACACACAAGCACUGCAUCUACUACACACAUUAUGUUCACUACACAAACACACACUCUGAAUCCACUACACAAACACAGACACUGCAUCAACUGCACACACUGCAUAUCAUAAUGGAUGUGGGCAUGUUUUGAUGGGCAUGGCUGUGUGGAGGGGAUCCAUGGAUCUAGGCAGCACAAUGUGUAUACCGGCCUUGACUUAACUGUUAUAGUAACAGUGGCAGAUCCGUGGAGGGGGCCCCCCACCCCUCCCCCGAGAGAUGAUGCUCUACCUAUCCAAGCGCCUCUCCCUGGCAAAGGUAAGAUGGGAGGGGGAUCUAAAUAUUUUUUAUUUUAAUUUAAAAACAAACACAUAUAUAUGUUGUUUUCCUAAUCUACCCCCUCACACACAAUAACUUUCACAUUCACACACUGCCCUCCCCCACAUAUUGUGCAACCCGCACACUGUACCCCUUUUACAUACAGUAGCCCAUGCACACACACUGUACCACCUCACACACACACACACUGUACCCCCCACACACACUGUACCCCCCACACACACUAUAUCCCAAACAUACUGUACCCCUCACACACAUACACUGAACCCCUCACACAAACUAUAUACCUCACACACACUGCACCCCUCACAAACACUGCACCCCUAACUUACACAAACUGCACCCCUCACACACACACUGCAUUCCUCAGACACACACAAACUGCACCCCUCACACACACAAACUGUAUUCCCCCCACGCACACACACUGUACCCCACACACACACACUGUACCCCACACACACACUGUAACCCCCCACACACACUGUACCCCACACACACACACUAUAUCCCACAUAUACUGUACCCCUCACACACACACUGAACCCCUAACACAAACUAUAUACCUCACACACACUGCACCCUUCACAAACACUGCACCCCUAACUUACACAAACUGCGCCCCUCACACACACAUUGCAUUCCUCAGACACACACAAACUGCACCCCUCACACACACACACAAACUGUAUCCCUCCACACACGCACACUGCACCACUCACACACACACUGUAUCCCUCACACACACACUGUAUCCCUCACACACUCUGCACCCCACACACAUUGCACUCCUCACACACAAAGACUUCACUCCUCACACACACUGCACCACACACACACACACAGACACUACUGCCCCUAUCCCACUCCAGGUAAGUUGUCAAACUGUUCUAAAACAGUUUGACUACUUAUUCUGGGAGGGCACCCCGGCACUCCGUGCACCAUACCACUACAUAGAGCUUUAGUGGUUAUUGUGCCUGGAUUGUUCCGUUAAAUAAUCUAUCAGUGCCCAUCGUGAGAUUAGGUUCUGGACCUGCCACUGUAUAGUAAUUGUCUUGUGGCAGUCACUUUAACAAUGUGUUCUAGAGAUUUGAAUACCAGCACGCACUAUUUGGGUAAAUGAAGACUCUAGAAUUAAGGCCAGUUGGACAUGUUUCCAAUGAGGCCAUUUAAACCAUAGUUUUGUAAGUUUUUUUUUUCCAGUUUAAUGCAUAAUCCCAAAUGUUUAAUUAGGAUGAGAGGCAAUUUUUCUCGCUGGUACAAAAGUGAAUAUUUUCGUGUAUUAAUUACACAUAUUAUAUAUUUCCCAAAUGUUUUGCUCUGCAUAAAUCAGACUUGGUACUUGUGAAUUAUGUCUCUUUAAAUGUAAAUAAUUUGCUAAUAAUUUGAACACAUGGUAUAUAAUAAUUAGAAUCCUUCUCAUAAGAUAAAUUCCUUUAUUGACCACCCAUUACUUUCUUUAUCAAUAGGUUGUUAAUACAUGGUUCUGUAACCGGCGUCAGAAGGAAAAGAAGGAACUGAACAAAUGCCUGAAAGAGGAAGCCGUAGCAUCUGGUAAUUUUGCUCAACCCAGUUCAGCUCCUAACACAGGAACCUGUGCCAUGCCACCAGUGGCAGUACCACAACCCUGCCUAAUUGACAUGACUGGAUCAAAUCGUACAUCUUAUAUGGCAAUAAAUGACCAAAACGAACAAUUUAUCCAACAUGCCAUGCAAAGUAUGCCUCCUGGAAACUAUACUCAGUAA